Helianthus annuus (common sunflower) is the source of this 1950-nucleotide messenger RNA. RefSeq names its product G-type lectin S-receptor-like serine/threonine-protein kinase At4g27290. The record is from RefSeq and is a predicted model, not a curated record. Gene Ontology annotation, biological process: recognition of pollen; protein phosphorylation. NCBI's taxonomy places the organism in Eukaryota, Viridiplantae, Streptophyta, Magnoliopsida, Asterales, Asteraceae. Gene Ontology annotation, molecular function: protein kinase activity; ATP binding.
AUGAGGGCUUUAACACAACUUCUGUUCUUUUCUAGUGCUUUAUUCUCAGUUUUGUUGUAUUCUGCUGCAUUAGACACCAUAUAUACAGGUCAAGCACUCAGAGACGAUGAUACGCUUGUUUCGGCUGGUGAAACGUAUGAGUUGGGAUUCUUUAGCCCCAGUAACUCCAAGAACCGAUACUUGGGGAUAUUUGUAUGGGUUGCUAACAGAGAAACUCCACUCACCAGUACCACAGGUGUGCUCAAAGUCAAUAGCAAUGGAAUGCUACUGCUUUUUAGUGGCAAUAAUACUGUGAUUUGGUCUUCCAAUUCAUCGGUAUCUGUUGGUAAUGCUCCCGUUGUAGCAAAGCUUCUUGAUUCUGGGAACCUUGUUGUGUGUUACGAUAGUAGCACUAACGAAGAUUUCGUUUGGCAAAGUUUCGAUUACCCAACCGACACAUUGCUAGCGGGAAUGAAAUUCGGGAAGGAUUUGGUAACAGGCGUAGACAGGUACUUGACAUCGUGGAAAAGUACGGAUGAUCCUUCUCCAGGUCUGUAUGUAAGUUGGAUGGAUACGAAUGGAUAUCCACAAGCGUUUCAAAAGCGAGGUUCGGUUUUACAAUUGAGGUUUGGACCGUGGACUGGUGUACGAUUUAGCGGUUUUCCCAGUAAGCCAAAUCCUAUCUACACGUAUGAUUUUGUCUUCAAUGAAAAGGAGGUAUAUAGUAUAUUUCAUCUUAUUAAUAACUCAAUUAUGUCGAGGGUGUAUCUAAGUCCAGAAGGCAACGAAAUGCGCUUGAACUGGAUUGAUCCCGCACAAGGUUGGAUGCCGUAUCUGGUCACAACGGUUGAUAUGUGUGCCCAAUAUGGACUCUGUGGUGCAUAUGGAAUCUGUAACAUCAACAGUUCUCCUGCAUGCAGUUGUAUGGAAGGGUUUGAACCAAGAUUUCCAGUGCAAUGGAAUGCAGGAAACUGGUCAGGUGGCUGUCAACGUGAAAAAUCGUUAAAUUGUGGGAAUGAGGAUGCGUUUCGAAAACUUUCAGGUGUGAAAUUGCCAGAUACCCGACAUUCAUGGUAUGAUCUGCGCAUGGGCUUAAGAGAAAUAGCAGUGAAGCGGUUGUCGGAAACUUCUACGCAAGGACUUGACGAGUUUAUGAACGAGGUUAGAUGUAUUCACCGGCUUCUGCACCGAAAUCUUGUGAAGCUUCUGGGAUUCUGUGCUCAAAAACAUGAAAUCAUGUUGAUUUAUGAAUACAUGCCCAACAGAAGCCUUGAUACAUUUUUAUUUGAUGAGACCAAAAGUUCAAUGCUUGAUUGGACUAAACGAUUCCACAUCAUCAAUGGGAUCGCUCGAGGGCUUCUUUAUCUGCAUCAAGAUUCAUGCCUUCGCAUCAUACAUAGAGAUCUGAAAGCCGCCAAUAUUUUGUUAGACAAUGACAUGAACCCGAAGAUAUCAGAUUUUGGGCUUGCUAGAAGAUUUAAAGGAUACGAGACUCGGGUUAAGACAAAGAAUGUGGUUGGAACUUACGGCUACAUUCCUCCAGAGUAUGCAGUUCAUGGAGUUUUCUCUGUAAAAUCAGAUGUGUUUAGCUUCGGUGUUUUAGUUCUGGAAAUAGUAAGUGGGAUGAAGAACCGAGAAUUUUCUUCUCACAAGCACCGUGACAACCUUCUUGGACAUGCAUGGAGACUAUAUAAGGAUGGCAAGUGUCUUGAUCUGGUUGGUGCACCUUUACUCGACUCAUGUGUUGUCUCUGAGGUACUCCUUUCAAUACACAUUGGUUUGUUAUGUGUGCAAAAUCAUGCAGAAGAUAGACCAACAAUGUCAUCUGUGGUAUUGAUGCUGGGUAAUGAUGGUGUAUUGUCUCAACCUAAAUCACUUGCAUUUUUUACGGAGCCUGAGCUCGACCUGUGUGCACACACGAGACAAGAACCUUCCGUCAAUAAUGUGACUAUUUCACUAACAGGUCGUUAG